Cyphellophora attinorum is the source of this 2154-nucleotide messenger RNA. Its product is annotated as Transcriptional regulatory protein DEP1. The transcript is spliced from 2 exons. Gene Ontology annotation, cellular component: Sin3-type complex. Gene Ontology annotation, molecular function: histone deacetylase binding. Bases 1 to 2154 code for a protein of 717 amino acids. Lineage: Eukaryota; Fungi; Ascomycota; Eurotiomycetes; Chaetothyriales; Cyphellophoraceae. The record is from RefSeq and is a predicted model, not a curated record. Gene Ontology annotation, biological process: negative regulation of transcription by RNA polymerase II.
AUGGACUCCGCUGCAGAUUCUCUGCUCGCGCUGUCUACAACAGCGACUGCGCUAGCGGAAGCUGAGCAACAAUUACAAGACGAUGAUGACCGCUCCAGCAGCCUGAGCGAACUUGAAGGCGACCUCGACGACGAAGAGCUGAGCGACGUCGGCGAUGACGCGGGAGACGAAGCAGAAAUUGACAUUGAUGGUGACGAUGACGAGCUCGAAGAGGGUGAUGAAGAAAUCCAGUCGAAUGACACGCCAAAUCGACACGCGGCGGCCGACGGCGACUCAGAGGCGGAGACCGAGCGCCUCGAAGAGUCGCCCGACAAGCUCAACCGCAGAAAGUCUUUCAUCGCGACGCCCAGCAAGCUAGCGCAACCCCUCCAGAUGAACCACAGUCCCAAUGAGCGACCCGAGAUUGAGAGCUUGACUGACAGCGCAGUCUCUUCUCCUAUCUCGACCAACUCAGAGUCCGACGACGACCUCAGCGACGUGCCAGCUGAGAACGAGGACGAAGAGGCGCCAGAAAAGACUUCACCGGGUGAUGUCUCGCCAAACAAGCGGAAAAGAGACGACGAAGAGCAACUCGAAGACAUACAAGAUCGCAAUCGCAAAAGGAGGACCUUGUCAGACAUCAGCCCGAAUGCAAAACUUCUGCGCGAGACCAUUCCAGAAGUGCCCCAAAGCCGAGAAAGCAAGGCCAAUUCCGAAGAGCCGACCGCAGAAGCCGCCGACGCAGAAGACGCUCAAUCAGACGAAGAAGAGGCAGGUGUCGAAGACACAGAUACAGGCGUGGCCAAGCCAAAGACAAAGAAGCCUACCCCUCCAAGCCGAGUCUCUGCAAGACGAAAAGGCAAGGGUGAUCCUCAGCAGGACGUCGAAGCCGAUGCCGAGGAAGACGGCGAAGGUGGAGACGAUAGCGAAGAGGAGGAAGUGGACGAUGCUGAGGUCGCUGCCAAAAGCGAGGAAGAGCAGGCCAAACGAAUGUCAGCGAUGGAGCAGCUCGGUGUGCUGGAGAAACAUUUCGCGAACCUUCGAGACAGACUCUAUGACGAGAAGAUCGCAGCCAUCAACCACGAGCUGGCUCAGCUGGCUGAACCGACACCCACUCAUCCCGAGCUGAUCAAACAAGUCGCCGUUGUCAAAGCAUACAGAGACGAAAAGAUCGAGAUCGCACAGAAGACGCUGGUCUACAAGAUUGGCGCGCUCAAAACCAAAAGUGUUGCAGAACGAGCACAAGCACACAGCGCCUACUUCCAAGAAACGCGAGAUAUUCGGGAGAGGCACCUCGAAAUUGUCAACGAGCGGUUUGUUCGCAUUCAGCGCGAGAGGUUCAAGUCGGAUACAACGACUCCUACGUAUGCGGUGCCAUUCCCAACCAAGAGGUCGAAACAGGUCAUCCAGCAAACUGCGUACAACAAAGAGGUGUCGCUGCUGUCUGGCGUUGCAAAAUAUGUCGGGUUUCCAGCAGCUCCUGAUUUGAUGCAAACGAGUCAGAAAGACCUGGAAGACGACUUGCAAAAGAUGGGUAUCGCAAAUCAGGGAGCCAUUCCUCGACCCGUGCAAAGGAUGACGAGCACAUACAGCAACAUCUCACAGCAGGCUGCGGCAGACGAGCAGUCGUUCUUGGAUAAGAAUCCUUGGGCUAGUAAUCCUCCCACUGCAGCUUAUAGAAUGGGCAUGAACCGACAGACCUCGAACCAGUCGCCCAUGAACGAAAUGACAUACCUGACGCCAGCACAUCACCAACAACGGCAACCUGACAACAGGCCCGCUAUAAUGGGUUCGGCAUCGACGAUCGCGGAGCAUGCGUCCUCCUCACAGAUCAACACACCGCAUGACGGAUCCGUGAUAAAGCCAGAGCAACAGCAGACCAACGGCUAUCCGUUCGUUGACAGGCGUAACGAGUCGCGAUCUCCGCUGGACACUCGGCGCCCACUGCCGAACGGAGCGGACAACGGGGGACGAGUUGAGAUUGGCUACAACAAUGCACUCUCAUCACCGGUGCCCGGACGGAUGGCUCUCGGUGGCGGCAGCAAUUCUCAGCAACAACGAACGUUCAUGACACUAGCAGACAGCAUGCCGAGUCGGGCUACAGCUUCUCCGACGAUGCCGACAAAGACGGCUGGUAUCACGACGGGGCCAGGACUUGGGAUGUCCAGAUUUUGA